AUGGAGCUAGACUUACCACGAACGUACCAUUGGGUAUUCCUCCUAGUCAUCAUUGUGUCGAGCGCCGUUAUCUUUCGGAAGAAAGAACGCUUGCCUGAUGUCGAGUUUCUUCGUAUAAGUGCCAAGCCUGGAAAGGCGGGCAAUGCGGAUGACGUGUAUUUUAUCGCAGCCCCUAAGUUCCUCGAGGAGCUCCGAAAAGCCCCCGAAACACAUAUCAGUCAGGUAGACGCCGCGAACAUCAUCUUUCAACUAAAGUAUACUUUCCAUCCGGCGCUCGAGCAAGAUCUGUACCACUUCGAUGUCGUUCGAAAGAGUCUUACACAAAAUUUGCCACGCAUUAUCCCCGACCUCGAGGACGAGACCAAGCGAGCAUUUGCUCUUGAUCUCGGCAAGCCCUCAGAAUGGACAGAGGCACAGGUCUACUCUUUAGCUUCUAAGGUGGUCACGCGCGUUUCGAAUAGGAUGAUGGUCGGUCCGGACCUCUGCAGGAACGAUGAAUUCCUCUUCUAUUCUGGUGCAUUCACAAAGGCGACUUUCGACUCGGCUGCCAUGCUGCGCAAUAUGCCAAGCCUGCUCAAGCCCUUGAUGAUGUAUUUCAUGACCGACCACAUGAAGCAGCAGCAGAUUGCACGGAAAUGUCUCGUCCCUAUCAUUAAAGAGAGGUUGUCAAUUAUGGAGAACCGGCAUGACGCGAAAGAUAUGCCAAAUGAUGCUUUGCAAUGGCUUCUAGAAAUCUCCCCUGCAGAUAAGAGAGAUCCUGAAAUUCUUCUCCAGCGCAUGCUUCACAUCAACGUGACAGCCAUUCACGCGCCUGCCGUCACCCUGACAGAGUGUAUCUUUGACUUAUGCCGGCACCCCGAUAUCCACGAAGAACUACGCACUGAGAUCGCCGAGGUUUUUGGUAGCAAGCCCCAAGGUAGUGUGUGGACAAAGGCAAACGUGGAAAAUCUAAUAAAGCUAGAUAGCUUCAUCCGCGAGUCCGCACGUCUGACUCCCAUGAGUGCUGGUAAGUACUACCAUACUCACUACAUGCUGUAUAUAAGGAGCCUACUAAUCAUCGACUUCUUGCCAGUCAAAAUGGAGCGUCUAGCCAUCCAGGACUACCGACUAAGCGACGGCACACUUAUACCCCGCGGUACCUCCAUCGGCAUUAUUUCCCACGGUCGUCAAAUAGACGACGACAUCUUUCCCAACGCCGCCAAGUUUGAUGCCUUCCGCUUCGCCAAGAUGCGCGCCCAGCCGGAAAUGGCGAGCCAAUACACAUUCGCCCAGGCCAGCUCCGAAAACCUUUUAUUCGGGCUUGGUCGUCACGCUUGUCCCGGCCGCCAUUUCGCCUCGGUGCUCUUGAAGCUGCUGCUCGUACACAUCCUGGUCAACUACGACAUCAAGUUUGUCGACGGCAAGCCGAUGCCCCAGGGAAAAUGGACGCAGAAAUUCCGCAAUCCGGACUUCACGGCUUCCAUCGCAUGGAGGGAGAGGGAGAUCGAGGAGAGAUUUGCUAGUCUUUAG
Messenger RNA from Phaeoacremonium minimum UCRPA7, 1509 nucleotides. Its product is annotated as putative cytochrome p450 protein. Gene Ontology annotation, molecular function: heme binding; iron ion binding; monooxygenase activity. The record is from RefSeq and is a predicted model, not a curated record. Lineage: Eukaryota; Fungi; Ascomycota; Sordariomycetes; Togniniales; Togniniaceae. Bases 1 to 1509 code for a protein of 502 amino acids. The transcript has 3 exons.